Molecule: messenger RNA, 285 nt
Organism: Echinococcus granulosus
Lineage: Eukaryota; Metazoa; Platyhelminthes; Cestoda; Cyclophyllidea; Taeniidae
Exons: 1
Coding region: 1-285 (94 amino acids)
Source: RefSeq, a predicted model, not a curated record
AUGGGAAGUGAGAGUCCCCAUUACACCUGCCCACCAAUUUUAGAUAAUACCCACACUUGCGGAUUUGUAAAAUUUUACAAAGAAUUUGCAUUAAUAUUUUGCUGUUUUCUUUUGACAAAUAAAGGCGAGGGAGGGCAUUUAAUGUCCAAGCGAGGUUUACACUUCUUCCGACUCCGAAGAUCGUCUCACUGCGUUGAUAUGGAUUCCGAAACACUUCGUCAAAUUCUCGUAGGUGUUUCAUUUGAUAAUAAUGACUUAAGUUCAAGCUUAACAAGUUGGUGCUGA